AUGGCGGCCGAGGGAGCGGUGUCGGCGCUGGCGGCGGCGGCGCUGCUGCUGCUGCCGGGGCGCGGGGGGCGGGGGCUCUACUUCCACAUCGGCGAGACCGAGAAGCGCUGCUUCAUCGAGGAGAUCCCUGACGAGACCAUGGUCAUCGGCAACUACCGAACGCAGCUGUGGGACAAGCAUUCGGAGGCCUUCCUGCCUUCGACGCCGGGGCUGGGGAUGCUGGUGGAGAUCAAGGACCCGGAUGGGAAGGUGGUCCUCUCCAGGCAAUAUGGCUCCGAGGGGCGCUUCACCUUCACCUCGCACACGCCGGGCGAGCACCAGAUCUGCCUGCACUCCAAUUCCACCCGCAUGGCCCUCUUCGCCGGAGGGAAGCUGAGGGUCCACCUGGACAUCCAGGUCGGGGAGCAUGCCAACAACUACCCGGAGAUUGCAGCCAAGGACAAGCUGACAGAGCUGCAGCUGAGGGCCAGGCAGCUCCUGGACCAAGUGGAGCAGAUCCAGAAGGAGCAGAACUACCAGAGGUACCGGGAGGAGAGAUUCCGCAUGACCAGCGAGAGCACCAACCAGCGGGUGCUGUGGUGGUCCAUCGCCCAGACGGUCAUCCUCAUCCUGACGGGCAUUUGGCAGAUGAGGCACCUCAAGAGCUUCUUUGAGGCCAAGAAGUUGGUUUAGGUUCUCCCCAUGGUGCAACGGCUCCCUUCUUCGCUGGCACUGCACACGUUUCCACCCUUCUGGAUGUCCUGGAACGCUGGCCUGAGAUGGAAACACGAGAUUGAACGUCCUUGGCUGAAAGAGCCCCCUUUCCAAAGCCCCCAACCCACCCACUGAAGCUUUCCUACUGCUGACCCUGUCUUGCUGGACCAGGGCACAGAAGGCUGGUCUUGAGGGAAAGCGGGGAGCCUCUGUUGCCAUCUGCCCCUGGAACAUUGGAAAGAGUAGGUAGUCAUUGAGGCUCCCUUUCUCCCUUUGCCUGCAGCCUGAAGGCUUUGUGUGACUGGCUUCGUUGCCUUUCAAGAAAUGCUUGGUGUAGGAGAUGUAGAGGCAGGAAGGAAAGGGGGGAGUACAGUUAUAUUUGAUGCACCCCCCCAAAUACGUGCCCAUCUCAGUGGCCACAGUCAAUAUGUAGUCUCUGCACCCCACUUCUUUCUUCAGACCCUUUUUGCAGCAUCCCCCCAUCGAUGAGCACUUGCCUCCCUCUGGAGGGGAACGCAAUGCACUGGCAAGCGCCUGGCGGAACCAGCUGCUGGUUAACGGACAGGGCCUCGGCUGAGGGCCACAGGCAGCCAGUGGGGGAGUGUUUCUGGGCGACAUGGAAGGGGUCCUCCAGGCGUUCUGGGGCGGUCACUGCAGCCCAACACACCUAGAAGGCAACCACCUUUGCAGGCCCUGAGCUCAGAGGAAGCAUUUCAGAGUGGAGUAUUUGUGAUCCUGGGGCAGUCCUUGCAGCCCUUGGAGCCUGAAGGCCAUGAAGAAAGCCUCCAGUUCGAAUUGGGGCAGAGCUUUGGCCGCUUGCGUUGGUUUCCCUCUCCUGCCCCCCCCCCCCUGCCUCUGGUUCAAGCCAGUUCCCCUCCUGUUUGUUGGGGGACUUCGUCACUCUUCCUUGUUGAAGUAGUUUUGGAGUGAAAUAAAAGUGUUGCUGCCA
Sceloporus undulatus (fence lizard) is the source of this 1642-nucleotide messenger RNA. It is a transcript of the gene TMED4, whose product is annotated as transmembrane p24 trafficking protein 4. The transcript has 5 exons. Gene Ontology annotation, cellular component: endoplasmic reticulum; COPII-coated ER to Golgi transport vesicle; endoplasmic reticulum-Golgi intermediate compartment. The record is from RefSeq and is a predicted model, not a curated record. Gene Ontology annotation, biological process: positive regulation of canonical NF-kappaB signal transduction; Golgi organization; intracellular protein transport. Lineage: Eukaryota; Metazoa; Chordata; Lepidosauria; Squamata; Phrynosomatidae. The coding region runs from base 1 to 672 and encodes 223 amino acids.